GUGGCGUUCGACUAGAGCUGGCGUUGGCUUUGCGCUUCGGAUCCAAAAUAUUAUCCCAUAUAGAUGAUGUUGCUGAAUCAACUGUCGAGUAAAUGCUUUCAAUCGCCCAUGUAACAGUGUGAUCGAAGAAUACUUCGAAGUUCAAGUGUAAUCAAAAAUCGAAUGUGUUCAACCCAAACAUCGCGUUUUUGCAUACGCAAACUAAUUACGAACGCGUAGUGAUACAAACCAAGCUUAUUAGAAGCACACCAGUCAGCCCCAAACGAGAAUGCUUUCGAGGGAACCGUACCCGCUAGAAGUCUUAUCAUUCCAUCGGUUGAAGUCGUUGAGUAAAGUGCUACGUUUCCUUUCUCUAUGUUCUAGUAGCACGAAACAGUGCAAUUAGUAUUAACGUGAUCGGAACGCGAAUGUCCUGUGUGCGGUAGAUGUGCUGUAUAGUUUGUGAGAUAGUUUCAAAGAGAAUUGGCGUGAUCAAGUGAUGCAAGCAUGGAAUCGAUCAGAAGAAAGCUCGAUAUUAAUCCACGUGAAAAAGCCAAUUUUCUAUCAAUAGCAACGUUUUGGUGGACGAUAGAUCUGUUCAAGAAAGGAUACAGUAAAGUGCUAGAACUGCAGGACUUGUUUCGUCCUCUGGAUGCAGAUCGAUCGGAUGCAUUAGGAGAUCGCCUUGAAAAACAAUGGUUUGCUUCACAGUCCGGCCCAGGACGACCAUCGCUUAUAAAAGCGAUACUCAAAACAUUUUGGUGGGAGUACACCAUCCUCGGUUUUAUCGUGAUAGUCAACGACAUCUUCAUCAGGCUCGCCCAGCCGAUCUUUCUCGGAUUAUUGCUGCAAUAUUUUAAACAAGAUACCAAGGUGACACGCCAGGAAGUCUUCAUCUAUGCGGGUGCAAUCGUUGCGCUGAAUGCACUCAGCGUGAUCACAAUCAAUCAAUUCCUGCUCGGGAGCUUCCAAAAUGGGAUGAAAGUGCGCAUCGCAGUAUGCAGUACGAUAUAUCGGAAGGCGCUACGGCUGUCCAGAACAGCGCUAGGGGAUACCGCCCCUGGGAAGGUUGUGAAUCUCCUAUCGAACGAUGUCAAUCGAUUCGACAUCGUGUCCGUUUUUCUGCACUCCAUGUGGUCCGCUCCGCUGUUAACAUUCAUCGUCGGGGUGCUGCUGUAUCUUGAGAUCGGUGUCGCAGGCCUGAUCGGAAUGAUUGUGAUAUUUAUCGUCACCCCAAUUCAGGCGUACACCGGAAAAUUAACGUCCAGAUUCCGGCUGCAAACGGCGCUUAGAACCGACGAACGAAUUCGGCUAAUGGACGAAAUUAUCUCCGGCAUUCAGGUCAUUAAAUUGUACGCCUGGGAGAAGCCCUUCGCCAGGUUAAUCAAGCACGCUAGGAAGCUUGAGUUGAAAAUCGUUAGGAAAAGCGCCUAUGUGAGAGGUCUCUACAUGACAUUUCUGCUGUUCACCACAAGGACGGCUCUGUUCUGUACGAUGAUGGCCAUGGUCCUACUGGGAAAUAAUCUGACCGCCUCUAAGGUAUUUGUGGUAUCCUCAUACUUUGCCAUUCUGGCAAACACAAUGUCCGCGAUGUUUGUCCGAGGUAUCGCCGAAAUAGCUGAGGCGCUUGUGGCAAUGAGACGUCUGCAGACAUUUUUGGAGUUCGAAGAGAAAGAAGGUGAACGGGUUGGCGCUGAACAAAAAUUCCUCAAAGACUUCGGUGGAAUCGGAGAUUCAUCGGAAAAGCAGAAGCUAAUCGAGUCGGACACCCAACUGCCAGCGAACGUAGCGAUCUCAAUGAAAAAUGUAACCGCUCGAUGGGGCGCUGUGAAACAGCAAGUACAGCCCAAAAUGCAAAGUGAUGCCAAAAAUGGGUCUCCUCCAGUGCCAAAAAUUGUCAACACGGUUCAACAGAUGGAAGAGGAGAACGACGAAACCUGGAAAACGGCCACCCUCUCCAAUAUGAACAUCGACUUCCGGAAAGGCAUUCUGAUAGGUGUAAUAGGACCGGUAGGGGCCGGUAAAUCUUCCCUACUUCAAGCAAUACUCAAGGAGCUUCCACUAGAAUCCGGAACGAUCGUAAGCAAAGGUAAAUUCGCGUAUGUCAGCCAAGAGCCAUGGGUGUUCGCUGGCACUGUCCGGCAGAACAUUUUGUUCGGGCUUCCUAUGGAGCGGGAUCGUUACGAUUCCGUCGUGAUGGCGUGUGCUCUGUUGCGGGACUUCGAGCAGCUUCCUCACGGGGAUAAGACCAUAAUAGGAGAGCGUGGUGCGGCCCUCUCCGGUGGACAAAAGGCAAGAAUAAGCUUAGCACGGGCAGUUUAUCGACGGGCCGACAUAUUCCUGUUGGAUGACCCGCUGAGCGCGGUUGAUGCCCAUGUAGGUCGUCAUUUGUUCGACAUCUGCAUUGGCCCCCGCGGAAGGCUGGGUAAAAUGAAAGCAACACGAAUUCUGGUGACGCACCAGGUGCACUUCCUGAAAGAGGCCGACUGGGUGGUGGUGAUGGAUGAGGGCAAAGUGACGAUGCAAGGUACCCCAUAUGAUCUGUCCAAGAAUGGGGUAGAUUUCGUUGAGCUUCUACAAAAGAUGGAAGAGGAGACGGGUGACGGAGACAGUUCGAUCGUCACAUCGGGCAAGCGAAGUCGUAAGGAUUCGCAAACUUCGAUACGAUCGAACGCAUCGUCCCAUCGAUCGCUGGAUGAUUUCACCGAAGACGAACUAUCCGAGAAUGAGAAGACGGCGAAGGACAGAUCGAAAUCUCCAGAACAGGAUCAACAUGUGGAACAAAGCUCCAAAGGAAAGGUUGAGGGAUCGGUUCUGCUAAACUAUAUUCGUUGCGGGGCAAAUCCUUGCGUAAUUGUUGCGUUGAUAAUACUUUUCCUAGCGACGCAAUUGGCCGCAAGUGCGGCUGAUUUAUGGGUUGCAUUUUGGACCUCCCAGGAAGAACAACGUUUCUACCUCAGCAGCAAUAUUACCGACGAGGUAGCUGUCGAUCGAUCAAACUCUUCUGAGCUGUUAUCAGACGAAUAUUCGUUCGAAAAUCCUUUACUGAGUACGGAACUCUGUAUGAUUAUACAUGGAAUUCUAGUAACAAGCAUUUUUCUGUUUGCGAUAACAAGGUCAAUCAGCUUUUACAAAACAUCGGUUCACGCAUCUCAAAACCUGCAUGACAGCAUGUUCAAAGGUUGCGUCUCGACGACGAUGAGGUUUUAUGAUACAAACCCUUCCGGGCGGAUAUUGAAUCGAUUCUCCAAAGAUAUGGGAUCGGUGGAUGAGCUAUUGCCGAAGGCAAUCCUCGACGCUUCCCAGAUUAUCCUCAGCAUGUUAGGCACAAUUAUUGUGACGGUGACUGUGAAUCCUUGGUUUUUAGUUCCGAUGGCCUUUCUAGCGGUCAUCUUCAUGUACAUACGCCGAAUAUAUUUGAAAACGUCCAAGAACAUCAAACGACUGGAAGGAAUUACACGUUCCCCCGUGUUCUCCCAUCUGGCUGCUUCACUGGCAGGCCUUCCAACGAUCCGUGCUUUCAAUGCACAGACAGAGCUUGUUCAGGAGUUCGAUUCCCACCAGGAUAUUCACACGGCCGCUUUCUACAUGUUCAUCGCCAGCAGCACGGCGUUCGGCUUCGUACUCGACCUGCUCUGUUUGGUGUUCGUGUUCAUCGUGGUGUUCAGUUUUCUGAUCCUCGACACCGAUGUGCUCGGCGAUCGAGUGGGACUGGCGAUCACCCAGGCGAUGGCCCUCACCGGGAUGAUGCAGUGGGGCAUUCGGCAAAGCGCCGAGGUGGCAAACUUUAUGAUGUCCGUGGAGCGAUUGCUGGAGUACCGAGAUCUACAGCCGGAGAAGCAACCGGAGCAGCCAAGAGUUUUGAGCAAGGGUUGGCCGGAAGCUGGCAGGAUACAGUUUAAGAAUGUGACCUAUCGGUACUUCGAGGGUGGGAAUACAGUAUUGAAGAAUUUAGACUUCGAAAUAAGUCCUAGGGAGAAGAUUGGAAUCGUUGGUCGCACUGGAGCGGGUAAGUCCUCAUUGAUUGGGGCACUGUUUCGCUUAGCGCAGGUAGAAGGAGAUAUCCUCAUUGACGGUGUGAAUACGGGCGAAAUUACUCUGGAAAAACUUCGAUCGAAAGUCGCGAUUAUUCCACAAGAUCCGGUUCUGUUCUCCGGAACCUUGAGGAGAAAUCUAGAUCCGUUUGAAGAAUUCCCCGAUUCUGAUUUGUGGAGCGCGUUGGAACAAGUAGAACUGAAGGAUAUCGCAAAUGGACCGUUGGGUCUCCAAAUGGCUGUUGCCGCUGGUGGUUCUAAUUUCAGCGUUGGUCAACGCCAAUUAAUUUGUUUGGCGAGAGCCAUCCUUCGGAGCAAUCGUAUAUUGGUUUUGGAUGAAGCCACAGCAAAUGUGGAUCCGAGCACGGAUCGGCUAAUCCAGGAAACAAUUCGUGUUAAGUUUGCCGACUGUACCGUCCUGACCAUAGCUCAUCGUUUGAACACCAUCAUGGACUCCGAUCGAGUGCUAGUGAUGGAUGCGGGAGAGUCUGUCGAAUUCGGAACGCCAUAUGAUCUGUUACAAUUGCCGGUUGGCGUUUUCAAAGAAAUGGUUCUCGCCACCGACCCGGUCGAGUCGGAAAGACUAAUACAAAUAGCCAAACAAAAAUAUGAGACCGCCACGAGUGAAUGAGGACGGUUUUUUUGUUCCGAUAGUACAAAAGUGGCCUUGUAAUUCAUCAUAAUCUAAGCGUCACAUUUUAAUUUAUUCCCAGUAAUCGAUAACUGUCGCGAACAAUCGUUCUGAGAACGAUACAGUAGUAGUUUAUAAUAAUCAUACUGGAAUUUAAUCAAUCUCAUAAACCUCAAUUCUAACCAUCUUAUAUUCUUUGCGAAUACCUACGAGUCAGAUGCAAGUUUUGUAUAUAUGAUUUAUACAAAAUAUAUAUUUUUCCUCUCAUACAACGAUCAA
This is a messenger RNA of Toxorhynchites rutilus septentrionalis, 4923 nucleotides long. Its product is annotated as ATP-binding cassette sub-family C member 4-like. The transcript has 10 exons. Gene Ontology annotation, biological process: transmembrane transport. The record is from RefSeq and is a predicted model, not a curated record. Gene Ontology annotation, cellular component: membrane. Lineage: Eukaryota; Metazoa; Arthropoda; Insecta; Diptera; Culicidae. Bases 487 to 4644 code for a protein of 1385 amino acids. Gene Ontology annotation, molecular function: ATP hydrolysis activity; ATP binding; ABC-type transporter activity.